UUUGAACGUCAUGGAACUAGAGGGUUUAGAGAAAAAUGGCACGAACGUUACUGUCGAGAGAUAUAUUAGUCCGAUGUACAAUCUUUCGCAAGAGGAUAGCAACUGGAUCGUCACGAGCUCCUUCAUGAUUUUCACGAUGCAAACAGGUUUCGGAAUGCUGGAGUCCGGGUGUGUGUCGGUGAAAAACGAGGUCAAUAUCAUGAUGAAGAACGUGGUCGAUAUUGUUCUCGGCGGUCUGACUUACUGGAUGUUCGGAUUCGGAUUCAGCUUCGGCUUGGACAAGCCCAACAACCCUCUGGUCGGUAUGGGAGGUAUAUUCGUGGACCCUCCCGUCGACGACGAGUACAUGGGCGCCAUUUGCGCCGCGUUUCUAUUUCAAUUGAGCUUCGCCACCACUUCGACGACCAUCGUCAGCGGCGCAAUGGCGGAACGAUGUAACUUCAAGGCGUACUGCGUCUUCUCGUUUCUCAACACUAUCGUGUACUGCUUGCCAGCCGGAUGGGUGUGGGGCGAUCACGGUUUCCUGAACCGCAUGGGGGCCGUUGAUAUCGCGGGCUCGGGCACGGUGCACCUCGUCGGCGGUAUUUCAGCUCUGGCCUGCGCCAUCAUGCUCGGUCCUAGAAUAGGCAGAUACGACAACGGCAUCGAUCCCCUGCCGCUCGGAUCACCGGUCAAUGCUAUUAUGGGGCUGUUUGUGCUGUGGUGGGGCUGGUUGGCGUUCAACAGCGGUAGCACCGGUGGGGUAACCGGUGAGCGAUGGGCGUACGCCGCUCGUGCGGCUGUUGCCACGAUGAUAGCCAGCAUGGGGGGCGGCUUGGUCGGUCUGGGAUUCAGUUUAACUAAUCCAAAUGGGAUUGACAUCCUCAGCCAGAUAAACGGUGUUCUUGGAGCACUGGUGGCAGUUACCGGUGGCUGUUUCCUCUACAGAGGCUGGGAAGCGAUGAUAGUCGGGAUGGUAGGCGGCUUUAUCACGUGUAUCGCAAUGCCAGCGUUAGACAAACUUCACAUAGACGAUCCCGUCGGUGCAGCCGCCACUCACGGCGCAAGUGGUAUCUGGGGCGUGGUCGCCAUCGGUUUAUUCGCUGAUGAUCCAUAUCCGCUCGAUACCACAGGUGGAAGGAAGGGCUUGUUCAAGGGAGGCGGCUGGUAUCUAUUAGGAGUACAAAGCUUAUCAGCACUUUGCUUGACGGUUUGGAGUUUUCUCAGCUCUAUCAUACUGCUAUGGAUAAUAAAUAAGAUAAUACCGAUUAGAAUGUCAGUCUAUGAAGAAGUGCUCGGAGCUGAUCUCGUGGAGCACAGAAUACGUCAUUCGUCGAUAGGCGUGAGUCGUGCCAUGUCGGCGCUUCGGCCGUUCACCAUGGAGAAGGAACUGAGGAACGUACCGCCCGUAGGGAUGAAUCCUGGUCACGAUUCAUACCUUGCUCAGCACAAAAGAAAGAAAGAGCUGGCGGGUCUCGCCAAGUUUGAGAAACGACAGUCGUCGAAGAAUCUGGUGGCGAGGAAUUCCCGGAUCAGGACGAUCGCGGACUCCUCCGCGAUAACCGCGGAAGCGAAGCCGCAGUUCGCUUGGAUAGAUUAGAUC
Molecule: messenger RNA, 1582 nt
Organism: Vollenhovia emeryi
Lineage: Eukaryota; Metazoa; Arthropoda; Insecta; Hymenoptera; Formicidae
Gene: Amt
Product: putative ammonium transporter 3
Exons: 11
Coding region: 11-1579 (522 amino acids)
Biological process (GO): ammonium transmembrane transport; ammonium homeostasis
Cellular component (GO): membrane
Molecular function (GO): ammonium channel activity
Source: RefSeq, a predicted model, not a curated record